Fusarium poae is the source of this 1365-nucleotide messenger RNA. RefSeq lists its product as uncharacterized. Bases 1 to 1365 code for a protein of 454 amino acids. The transcript has a single exon. The record is from RefSeq and is a predicted model, not a curated record. NCBI's taxonomy places the organism in Eukaryota, Fungi, Ascomycota, Sordariomycetes, Hypocreales, Nectriaceae. Gene Ontology annotation, molecular function: protein binding.
AUGGACGAAUCCAACAUCCCCGCCAUCGCAGCCAGUACUCAACUUGACGUUAUCAACUUAACGCAGGAACUUCAUAAAGAGGAAGGACUCUCUAAUUCCUUCGAGAAACAAUUCCAUCUUCAAGAGCGAUAUAUUAAACUACUUCUCAGGUCAAUCGAGAAUCACAAGAUCUUCGGGAAAAUAGCACAAGAUUACUUGGAAGCUCAAGUCAUUCCCAACAUUAACUAUGAAGACCACGAGCAAAGGCAUAUAUGUCUCAGCGUUGGGAAGAUUUACAACACUCUCAAGGUCUGGCACUUAGCAACACUCUGGCUUCGUCGUGCUGUGAAAGGUUUUAUUAAGAAUGGCAUAGAGGCGAGUCAUUCUGAGAUUGCAGAAGUCACAAAGCUCUAUUGCGAAAUCUGUGAGAAGGAUGGACGUGCUGGAGAAGCAUUUGCUUUCAAGCGGAUACUACAAGAUGAAAUAGGGUAUGAUCCCACUCAGAUUCCCGGUGAUCUGAAGAAGGCCGUUGAAUGGUGCCGCUUGAAGGGUUUCGAUGUGUCUACUGAAGGAGAUCAACUCGCUUUUACACACCCAAGGAACUGCAAGGGUAACAGUGCUUUACACGAAGCUGCCCGGGAGGAUGAGAGAGAUACUGACGUGGAGAUACUGUCUAAGCUGACCACAGAUGAUCUCCUGUCUCUCAAAAAUACGAGUGGGGAUACAGCACUUCUUCUAGCUGUUGAUAAGUCCAACACAACUGUCCUAAGAGUUCUCCUGAACACACCGUCUCUCGUAUAUGUUCGAGAUGAAGGAGGUCGCACACCGCUUCACAGAUGUCGUGAUCACAAAACAUUGCGUCUGAUUCUUGAUGGUUUGAACGGCUCGAGACAUCGCCCGAGCAUCACAAACGCUGAUCACGGUAGCCAUGAUGCUACUUCAUCUGUGAUUGACAUCAAUUCACAAGAUCGGUAUGGUAAAACAGCUCUGUUCAUGGCAUGCUCACAGGGUAAGGCAAGAAUGGCGAGGGAGCUCAUCGAUGCUGGAGCCGAUGUGAAUGCAGCAGAUAGGAGAGGACAGUGUCCGCUACUAGCUUGCUUGUCUCACAACGGAAUAUCAUGGGCACUGAGAGAGCAGAUCAUUCUACGUCUGCGCUCCAAGGGAGCGGACCUAGAUCAGCCGGACCAUGAUGGGAACACAGCUAGGAAGGAACUUCAACGGAAAAAGUUCCAUUCUUCAACCAAGGCCGUCACCAGGUUUCUUUCUCUUGACCCUACGGUCGAGUUAGAGAAGUUGGAAAAUCAGUCUAGAGAAAGAAAGAGAGACAGUGAUACUACUGCGAGCACAAGGAAAAACAGAUUUUCAUUACGAGCAGUAUUUAGCUGA